CCUCAUUCUCUUCACAUAGUUAGGCAUUGCUUCGGACAGUCUUUACUAAUGUUGAACACUUAGGACCCCUUCGUCCACCAUGGCGGCGCCCAGUGGAACUCUAAACUGUGAGGACUUCUCAAUGUUUCAGGAGGCGCUAAAGCUAAUGCGCACUAUUGAUGACCGGAUUGUCCAUGCGCUGAACACCACUGUACCCACAACCUCCUUCAAGGGAAAGGUAGAUGCUACACAGACCUGUAAGGAGCUCUACAAAUCUCUAAUGGAGGCUCACAGCGCCAGGGAUAGAGCCAUAAAGACGUGUAUAGCCCAGACCUCAAGUGUGGUCAGCCAAUUAUGUGAGGAGAGGACCAGAGAUAGUGAAAACAUGUCACUCAUCAAACAACUCAGGAAGGAGCAAACCAAGCUAAAGUUCAUGCAGUCAGAGCUGAAUGUUGAAGAAGUGGUCAAUGAUCGCAGCUUGAAGGUAUUCAACGAGAGGUGCAGAAUCCAUUACACCCCUCCAAAGGUCCAAUGAGAAUGGUCUGGCUGCUUUCGUAUGGUCUACAGCAGCUUCCAUACAGCUGUUUCUUGAUUGGACUGUGGAACCCAACUGUGAUGCUGAACUGAUGGAACAUUGCCUCCCGGACAACCUCUCUUUUCUUACAAACAUACAAAAGGAUUUUAUAACUACGAAGUGCUUAUUAUUUGUUGUCCCUGGAUUGAUGGCCAGGGCAUGGAAGUGCUGUGUGUGUUGAGUGUCCAGCUGAAAACCUGCUCCAGUCUGAGGAUGAGAGCUUCGGGCUUUCACUCUAAGGGGAAAAGAGGGUGGGGCUUUCACUCUCUGAGGGAAGAGAGGGUGUGGCUUUUCUGCUGUGAAGGAAAAAAAAGGGUGGGACUUUCAAUCAGGUAAGUGGGGUGGAUUUUACUGAGGAUAGGGAAGAACAUCUUGUAAUUAUAGUACAUUGAGUAUAAUCCCACAUCACUGCUGGAACCAGGCGUAUGUUGGAUACAUGAAAAGUUGGGCAAUUGAAUUCACUGAAAAAUAAACAUGACAGUUAA
Messenger RNA from Anguilla rostrata (American eel), 1038 nucleotides. It is a transcript of the gene mix23, whose product is annotated as mitochondrial matrix import factor 23. The record is from RefSeq and is a predicted model, not a curated record. Bases 80 to 514 code for a protein of 144 amino acids. Lineage: Eukaryota; Metazoa; Chordata; Actinopteri; Anguilliformes; Anguillidae. The transcript has 6 exons. Gene Ontology annotation, cellular component: mitochondrion; mitochondrial intermembrane space.